GGUUGGGGCGGGCGGCCCCGGCCCCUUCCCGCUGACGCCGUGCGGAGCCGGGCGAUGCUGCGGUGAGGAGGAGAGCCGGCAGGCACACGCAGGCACAGGGCGAGCCCCACGGGCGGCGGCCCCACGACCAGGCGCCGUGUGCCCGCGCCCCUCCUCCUCUCACCCGCAUGCAGCGGCGCCGAAGGCGGGACUCCCCGGUGCCGCGGUGAGGGGCAGCAGGCAGCUCUGCGGGCGGCUUUGUGCUGAGUAGAGGCGCUACUGCUGCGAGUGAAGCGCAGCCUGGCCUCCCCCCCCCGCCGUCUGCUCCCUCUGGGCUGCCUCCUGCACCUUGGCGGCGUUUCCCCGUCAGAGGAAGCCCCGUAAAUGUGUAGCAUUUGGCUACUUUGCUUCGCUCUGGGAGUCGUUCCGGCGGGGGCUGUCGCGGGUGGAGGGAGGCAGCUGAGCCCGGAGCACACCGCAGUAUGGGGGCCCGGGCUGAGAGCCGAGGCGGUCCUCCCCGCUCGCUAUUUUUAUGUGCAGGCCGUGGACACUGAAGGGCAGACGUUCACUUCAUCACCAGGUGAAAAUGCAUUCCAGGUGAAGAUAACUGCUCCAGAUGAGCAGUUCACUCGGGUUGGUGUGCAGGUAUUGGACAGGAAAGAUGGUUCAUUCAUUGUGAGAUACAGGAUGUAUGCAAGCUAUAAAAACCUGAAGAUAGAAAUUAAAACCAGAGAUAAACAUGUUGCAAAGUCUCCAUAUAUUUUAAAAGGACCUGUUUACCAUGAAAACUGUGACUGCCCUCAGGAAGAGAGCAGUGCAUGGCUGGAGGAGAUGGGCUGCCCUCAGACCAUUUCACAGAUUCAAAGAGACCUAGCAAAUUUUCCCACUGUUGAUCCAGAUAAGAUUGCAAAGGAAAUUCCACAGAGGUUUGGACAAAGACAGAGUUUGUGUCAUUACACCAUCAAAGAUAAUGAGGUUUAUAUAAAGACAUAUGGGGAACAUGUUGGCUUCAGAAUUUUCAUGGAUGCCAUACUUCUUUCUUUGACGAGAAAAGUGAAAAUGCCAGAUGUAGAAUUUUUUGUUAAUUUGGGGGAUUGGCCUUUGGAGAAAAAGAAAUCUCCGCAGAUCCUUCACCCUAUUUUCUCAUGGUGUGGGUCUAAAGAAUCAAAAGACAUUGUCAUGCCAACGUACGACUUAACAGACUCAGUUUUGGAAACUAUGGGACGAGUCAGUCUGGAUAUGAUGUCAGUUCAGGCUAAUACUGGUCCAUCAUGGGAACACAAGAAUACCACAGCAUUUUGGAGAGGACGUGACAGCAGAAAAGAGAGGCUUGAACUUGUAAAACUCAGCAGAAAAUAUCCAGAGAUCAUAGAUGCUGCUUUCACAAACUUUUUUUUUUUUAAACAUGAUGAAAGUCUCUAUGGUCCCAUUGUUAAGCACAUAUCAUUUUUUGAUUUUUUUAAGUAUAAAUAUCAAAUUAACAUUGAUGGCACAGUGGCAGCAUACAGAUUGCCUUAUCUACUAGCAGGAAACAGUGUAGUGCUAAAGCAAGACUCCAUCUACUAUGAGCAUUUUUAUAAUGAGCUACAGCCAUGGAAACACUAUAUUCCAUUUAAAAGUGACCUGAGUGAUCUACUAGAGAAACUACAGUGGGCAAAAGACCAUGAUGAAGAGGCAAAAAAUAUUGCAAAAUCUGGACAAGAAUUUGCAAGAAAUAAUCUCAUGGGUGACCAUAUUUUUUGUUACUAUUUCAAGCUUUUUCAGGAAUACUCCAAUUUGCAAGUAAAUGAGCCAAAAAUCAGAGAUGGUAUGGAGAGAGUGCAGCAGCCUGAUGAUGACCUUUUUCCAUGUACUUGCCACAGAAAAAAGACCAAAGAUGAACUCUGACAGAAACAAAUAAAAUCAUUUUCUGGAAUAUUUGCCCACACUAAGAAUCUCUUCUUAAAGAAAGAAGGAAAAUUUGCAUUAAAACUUCAAUGGAUAUCCUGAAGUUUAUUGCAUCAUGAUCUACGUUUGGAAGAAAACCAGCCACCACAAAUUUUCUUCUUAUCAUGCAGUCAUUUAACUUUGUUCAAAAAUGUUUUUAUAAUUUUUUUAAAUAAAAAACAUCUUUAUAUCA
This is a messenger RNA of Rhea pennata, 2098 nucleotides long. RefSeq names its product protein O-glucosyltransferase 2 (gene POGLUT2). Gene Ontology annotation, molecular function: glucosyltransferase activity; protein binding. The record is from RefSeq and is a predicted model, not a curated record. Gene Ontology annotation, cellular component: endomembrane system. The transcript has 10 exons. Lineage: Eukaryota; Metazoa; Chordata; Aves; Rheiformes; Rheidae. The coding region runs from base 364 to 1866 and encodes 500 amino acids.